Molecule: messenger RNA, 666 nt
Organism: Aspergillus tanneri
Lineage: Eukaryota; Fungi; Ascomycota; Eurotiomycetes; Eurotiales; Aspergillaceae
Product: glutathione S-transferase family protein
Exons: 1
Coding region: 1-666 (221 amino acids)
Source: RefSeq, a predicted model, not a curated record
AUGGGUCUGACCGUCCACCAUCUCCACCUCUCCCAGUCCGAGCGCAUCCCCUGGCUGUGCGAAGAGCUGGGAAUUGACUACGAACUGCGGCUUUACAAGCGAUCACCUCUUUUGGCCCCUCCUGAGUACAAGGCUCUGCACCCCGCUGGAACUGCGCCCACAAUUCAAGAUGGUGAAUUGACUCUGGCUGAGAGCUGUGCCUGUAUGGAGUACAUCUGCCAUAAGUACGGUCAAGGCAGGCUUUUCCUGCACCCCUCACAUUCAGAUUAUGCCGGCUUUCUCUACUGGUGGCACUGGGUUGAUGGCACUUUUCAGCCCGUCGUGAUGCGUGCCAUGAUGAUGCGUGCUGCCGGGGUGAGCGACGAGAACCAGUUCAUGACGAUCACGAAUGGCCGUCUCGGGAAAGGGCUGAUGGCACUCGACGAGAGACUACGGGACAAUGAAUGGCUUGCAGGGGCCGAGUUUACCGUGGCGGAUUUGAUGGUUGUCUUUGUCCUAACAACAUUUCGAUAUUUCUCCCCGUAUAGCUUGCAGGGGUACGACAAUUUGCUCGCCUACCUCCAGCGCAUUGGACAGAGGAAAGCAUAUCAAACAGCCAUGAAGAAGUCUGAUCCGGAUAUGGAACUUCUGCUGGGUCCGGAUCCCCCAAAAAAGACGCUUUUGUAG